UUGAGAAAUGGAUAGAGCAAUAACUUGCAAGAUAUGCCAUCAAAAGUUCUUCCCAGCUUCCAUGAAGUUCCACGUCAAGGAAUGACAGAAGAAGUAUGAUGCUACACAUGAGAAAUGAUGUUAUUGAGCACAGAAGAUCUUCAAACCAGAUUUGCACAGGCACGAAGAUAUAUGUAAAACAGUUCCAACACAUCACAAAAGCAGUAAAGGAAAGGUUCACACAAUUUCUUCUAUUGAAAGUGGGAAAUAUGGUAUUCCUGAUUCCCAAGGGCUUCUUGCAUGCAAAGGUUGAAACAGGAAAUUCGCUGCUUAUCGUAUUGGUACUCAUGAGAACAUCUGCUUAGGGAAAAAGCAACCUGGAGCUCCUUCAAGGUCAACUUUGAAACCAAAGCAGACCAAGAAAGCUGUUAAAAAGCCUACUAUCAAUAGUAAACAAGUCUUUCAAGGUAAAGGAGUCAUGGUUAAUAGUACUUUUGAUGACGAUCAGAAUCUGGGAAAGAAGAGUUCAGGCCCAGGCAAAACCUUCAGUGGUCUCAAGAAGAAAACUAAGAAAUACCAGCCCAAGAUUGUAUACAAUUGGAGAUGUACUUACUGUAUGGUUGUUAAUAAUAUUGAAAAUACUUGCUGAAAGAAAUGCAAAAAGCAGAGAGAUCUCACUCCAGAAGAGACCAAGGCUAAAGAGAAGGAAAUCGAUGAAUUUGAUCUUAAAUAAGCACCGACUUUCCGAGAUCCUUGGUAGCCUCGAAUCUGAACUGACAGAUUCUGAUUUUAGGACUUGAGUUAAGAAACUUAAGGUGAUUUUGAUGAAUAUCAAUGAUCAUCCGGAUGAGAAGAAAUAUCGAAGAAUAAAGUUAGAUAACAAAAAGUUUCAUCAAACUGUUGGAAGACAUGACAAAGCGAUUGAAUUUUUACUUUCUAUUGGUUUUAAAAAGAUUUUUACAGAAGAAACAACCCCAGAGGCAUCCCUAAGUUAUGAUGAUAACACAACUAGCGAGUUGUUUAAACAUACAGUCAAAAAUAUCAAUAUAAUAGUUGAUGUUCUUGUUGAAGAGGAAGAAGUUAAAUGCAUUGGAGGUUAAAAAUUGCGCAACUCACUAUUUUCUAUAAUUUAAUAUA
Molecule: messenger RNA, 1116 nt
Organism: Moneuplotes crassus
Lineage: Eukaryota; Ciliophora; Spirotrichea; Euplotida; Euplotidae
Source: the annotation of a GenBank genome assembly